UGCCCAGCGGGAGGACAGGAGAGAGGAGUCCACGCGAGCGGAGAGGAGAGGAGAGGGAGAAGAACGAGGGAGAGGAGAGAGAUCUCCCCCCACCCACCCCGACCCUUCCUCCUCCCCUCGGCCUCUCCGGCGGGCGGGCAAUUCGGCCAUGGAUCCCCCACGCGGAGGAAAAAUGAGAUGGAGAUGUCUGUACUGACAUGCAGGACACAUUGACCUCUUUCUAGUGUAGUUUCAGCCAUAGUUAUCAAGGAGGCAAAGCGAGAUAAGGCGACUGCUUACCAUUUGGACGCUUGUGUGCUAAGGCGUAAACGAUGGUGACACCAUACUAGUAUGGCAGCUGAAGGUUUGUGGGGGAGAAGGGAGAAUGGCAUGCAAAAAAGAAGGGUGGGGAGGGGGUGGGUGGGUGAUGACACCAGGUCAAGUAACCCUAACCCAUAGAGGGGCAAACUAGCAGCAGACGUCUGUUCAUUGCUGCUGGAGGGAGGCGGCUGCCGCCACUGCCGUGCGGGCUUGAUGCGACAAUCCCUUUGUGCUGGAGUGCAGAUCGGAGGCUGUGAACCCUGCUUCUGCAGUGCAAACUGGAGGUGUACCCUGCUACUGUGUCAACCAGAGGCAGCCGCUGCAGCUCGUGAUGCGGGAUAAGGGAGGAUGAUUCCUCCUGAGCGGUAUCCUGCAGACCUCCCACUCUCUCUCUCAAACACUUUUAUCUGUCUUGUGCUCUAUUUCUCUCACGCCACGUCUCUGUUUGUCAUUCACCAGAGUCUCUUGCUGUUUUAUCCUUUAUUCUCCUGCUUUUAUCUGCCGAUGACACAUCAAGUGGUGCCCGUCACAAGUAAUUUCCUGCCAUUUGGAUGCCAAAUUGACGAUUUUCGGAGGCUACAUUCUAUCACUCCCUAGACUGCUCCGACGCUUAAGUGAUCCUUAAUAACAAUGGUUUUUGCUAAGAUGUGCUAUCUUAUAAAAACCAUUGUGGCCUGAAACUGACAUACUCAUGCAUGGAACAGUGAUUGAUCCUACUAAAUGUCGAUUGAUGAGUGUGGAUGAAAAGCGAGAACUUGUUCGUGAUUUAUCAAAGAGCCCAGAAAGCGCUCCUGACAGGCUCCAGUCAUGGACACGGCGGGAAAUUGUAGAGAUUCUUUGUUCUGAUCUUGGAAGGGAGAGGAAAUAUACUGGUUUAUCCAAGCAGAGAAUGCUAGAUUAUCUCUUCAGGGUGGUGUCUCGAAAAUCAUCUGGUCCAGUGGAACAUGUACAUGAGAAAGAGAAAGGGAAAGAUAAAGAGUCAAUUCUUGAGCCCAAUACAACUAACCAUCAGUCCCCUGCCAAACGACCGAGAAAGAGUGACAAUCCAUCACGAUUACCGAUUAUCACAAACAACUCAGCAGCAUCUGAUGUAACUGGGCCAACUAAUAAUCUACGCUUCUGCCAAAAUUUAGCUUGCAGGGCUAUUCUCAGGGACAAUUUUUGCAGACGCUGUUCAUGCUGCAUUUGUUUUAGUUACGAUGAUAACAAGGACCCAAGCCUCUGGUUGUCGUGUAGUUCAGACCAACACUUACAAAAGGAUACCUGUGGUUUCUCAUGCCAUCUUGAAUGUGCUCUAAAGGAUGAAAGAACGGGUAUUCUGCAGAGUGGACAAGGCAAGAAACUUGAUGGUGGCUAUUAUUGCAUUCGCUGUUGGAAACAGAAUGAUUUGCUUGGGUGCUGGAAGAAACAGCUGGUGAUAGCAAAAGAUGCUCGACGAUUGGAUGUAUUGUGUCAUCGGAUUUAUCUCAGUCAUAGGAUCCUUGUCUCCACAGAGAAGUACUUGGUAUUGCAUGAUAUUGUUGAUACGGCAUUGAAGAAACUGGAGGCUGAGGUCGGUCCUUUAUCUGGAGCUCCAAAUAUGGGUCGUGGAAUUGUCAGUCGACUUACUGUUGGUGCCGAAGUUCAGAAACUUUGUGCUCAAGCAGUAGAUGCUGUGGAAUCAUUGUUCUCGGGUGUAUCUCCUGCUAGUUCAAAAAUUCAGCGGCCAUGCAUGAUGCGACCAAACUUUGUAAAGUUUGAAGCUAUAACCCAAACAUCCGUCAUGGUAUUUUUGGAUUUGGUUGAUUGUCCUAUGCUUGCCCAAGAGGCAACUUCUUUUAAUAUCUGGCACCGAGUGGCUGUUACUGAAUCGUACCCAUCAAAUCCGACUGGCAUAAUACUUGCGCCAUUGAAAAAAUUACUUGUCACUUGGCUCGCACCGGCUACAAGCUAUAUCUUUAAGGUUGUCGCGUUCAAGAACUCAAUUGAGUUGGGUUCAUGGGAAAUUAGAAUGAAGACAAGCUGGCAAAAGGAUGAUCCAAGGGGUUCAAUGCCAGGUGGUACCGGACUAGGACAAAAUAGUGAGAGCCCAAAGGCAAACAGUGAUGGCCAGUCUGAUCCUUCCUCAGAGGGUGUGGACUCAAACAAUAAUACUGCAGUUUAUGCUGAUCUAAACAAGUCUCCUGAAAGUGAUUUUGAGUACUGUGAAAAUCCUGAGAUCCUUGAUUCAAAUAAAGCUUCUCAUCACCCCAGUGAACGUAUUAAUGACUUGCAAAAUAUACAGAUGGCUGCAGAUGGGGUAACAGAAGUCACAGAGCUGGAAGAAGCACCUGGGCUCUCAGCCUCAGCCUUGGAUGAGGAACCCAAUGCUUGUGUUCAAACAGUGCUUCUCAGGGAUUCAAACCCACUAGAACACAAUCAGAGAACUGUGGUUCCUAGAUCACAUGAUACAUCUAAUAUACUGGCUGGACAUGAGUUGGUGAUUGUUGGACCUCGAUAUUCUGGUUCUGUGCCUCCCACUGCACCAAGAAGUGUGGAAAACAGCAAAGACAAUGGUGGAAGGGCCUCCAAACCCAAACCUUGUGACAUAGUUGUUCAAAAUGGCUCUUCAAAGCCUGAAAGGGAACCAGGCAAUUCGUCAAACAAAAGAGCAACGGAUAAAAUGGACGACUUUGGCCACAAGGAUAGUUUCUCUGAAGUGUCCUAUGAAUACUGUGUAAGGGUGGUCAGGUGGCUGGAGUGUGAGGGCUAUAUUGAGACAAACUUCAGGAUGAAGUUUCUUACAUGGUUUAGCUUACGUGCCACCCUGCAAGAGAGAAAGAUAGUUAGCGUAUAUGUGGAUACUCUUAUCGAGGACCCUGUCAGUCUCUCUGGCCAGCUCGUCGACAGCUUCUCGGAGAGGAUAUAUAGCAAAAAGCGGCCUUCCAUGCCUUCUGGUUUCUGCAUGGAUCUGUGGCAUUAAGGAACUGCAGGGUCUUACCGUUCGCUUUGUAGGGAGCAUAUUCGGCCCAUUCUUUUGUUGCAGAUCGUUGCAUUGAUUCUUCAUUGGAAAUUUAGCUGAAGUAUUUGACUUGCACAUCUUCAUUGAAACUUUCCUUGGUGAUGACAGUAGGUUAUGUUAUCGUCGGGCAACUUCUUUUUCCCUUCUGUUUUUUUUUUCUUCAUUUGCUCCAUAAUAGGUUACAGUGCUCCCAUGUUAAUCUUAGAGCAUCAAUGUGCUGCAUUGUUCAGUCAGCUUAGUGCCGUCAUGAAUUUUGUGGCGUGUAGCUUGUCUGAAGAAGAGGAUGGUUGCCAGGCUGGAUCAGGAAUGCGCCUGUGGGACGAAGCAGGCUUCGUGUGGACGCUGACGAAUCCAAGCUAACCAUGUCUUGUCGGUAAAAUGGUUGUGCUGUAUCUUCGGGGGGAUUUGCAUUUUCUUGCUGACUCUUUCUGGGAAUGGGAGGAAUGAUGUUUAAGGUGCAGAACGUCUGCCUUAAUUUAAUGUUAUGUUGACUCAUGCUCCUUUAUCUGCUGCAUUUGUUGGUUC
This is a messenger RNA of Zea mays, 3805 nucleotides long. RefSeq names its product VIN3-like protein 2. The record is from RefSeq and is a predicted model, not a curated record. Gene Ontology annotation, biological process: epigenetic regulation of gene expression; vernalization response. The transcript is spliced from 5 exons. Bases 992 to 3241 code for a protein of 749 amino acids. NCBI's taxonomy places the organism in Eukaryota, Viridiplantae, Streptophyta, Magnoliopsida, Poales, Poaceae.